AUUACAGCUAGUGACCUCGAAUGACCUAAGGCGGUGCCCGAAUAGGUAAACAACAUCCUUGAUUUCUCUGGUAGCGAACCGUCCUAGCACGGCCAAAAGAAAGGAACGACGAACCGUUUCGUGCCCAAUUUCGAAUGAAACCGUUUGUCGUGAUACGGAAGCAUGAAAGCCAAGACAAUACCGCACUGCAGCAUCUUAUCAGAGAAUUUAUCAUGUCCGGUGCCUGGGAAGCGUUUGUAUCGUGUUUAUUUCGUGAGAUUACCCUUCAGUUGAUCGUGCUCGGAUGGGCGCUGAUGUUCAUCUUUUUCGGUAUUCCGCUGUACAUGUGCGCAAUGGCAAUACCGUGCGUUGUGGUACUGAUAUGGUUCACCGUUUACGGUAGUUACUACAACAAAUCAACCGAGCUAGUCCUUCGACCUACAAAACUGUGCUGGGUUGCGGAACUUUACGAGCCGCUAUUGACAAUGACUUCAGCGAAACAAAACCAUCAAACCGUCAUCGAACGGUGUUACACCGAUCGACCUGGAGCGGAAGUUCAGCCUGAUGUGGUAAGCAAAAUGCGGAAGCGCAUCAUCGGUACGAUCAGCUGUCGGAAUCAUCUGGCCAUGGAUAACGCGGGAUUCAUCACGCGACUGGCCGUUAGCCCAAAGUACGGCCUUGUGCCCGUCACAGAGUACCUCAUACAGAGAGUUCUUCAGCACGCUUCAGACAAUUCGCUAUACGCAUUGGAAACGGUUACCUCUGAGUGCGAUCAGGACGUGCGUGAGGUGUAUCUGAAGAUCGGCUUCAACAUACGACAGGUGUAUCACAAGCAGAUCAUCGGUAACACACUUAAGGUGAUGAAGUCCCAACUCGGUAUCGAUCUGCACGAGUGGAACCAAAAUCGUGACGAGAUCAACGUGGAGAUUGAAUAGCACCGCCGAAGCUAGUGGAGUACAUUAUUGCCUUACUUUUUCCAAUAACGUUACAAACUACUGUUUCGUUCUUUCGCUCGUGAUCUUUUCAGUGAAACGCAUUACUGCACCAAGCACCAACACUGUGAGUUCGUGGCCAAAAAUGCGAUAAAGCCUUAUUCAAGAUCUUGCUUUUCUCAAAGCCGCACCGGCACCGACUUUAGAUUCUCUCUUCAUGACAAACUUUACGUUUUGCUACUGUUACGAUAUAACAAAUAUAUCUGUUUUAAGCUAACA
Molecule: messenger RNA, 1190 nt
Organism: Anopheles cruzii
Lineage: Eukaryota; Metazoa; Arthropoda; Insecta; Diptera; Culicidae
Exons: 2
Coding region: 135-914 (259 amino acids)
Molecular function (GO): N-acetyltransferase activity
Source: RefSeq, a predicted model, not a curated record